This is a messenger RNA of Acanthosepion pharaonis, 1848 nucleotides long. The record is from the annotation of a GenBank genome assembly. Lineage: Eukaryota; Metazoa; Mollusca; Cephalopoda; Sepiida; Sepiidae.
AUGAAGUUCCGACGUCGGUUCUUCGUCAAACUGAUGGCCGUCGCGGUCGGAUUUUUAUUCGCAGUGCCUCUUAUGCUAUAUUAUUUGGAUGAAAACCAGAACACGUGGAAACAGCAGUCGUUAAAGCAGCUCUUAGCAAAGCAUGUUGCAAAAGACGUUCUUAGCAAGCAUGAAGAAAAUAGCAUGAAGAUAGUAACGGAUGCAGCACAAAUUUUGGAAAAUCAUGAUGACAUGGCACCGUUAAAAGACGAAAAACUGUUAGCUGUUCUCAAAGAUGGCAUUCUAGGCAAUUACGAACCCCCAGAGAAAGCGAAUGUCAACAAACCAGGAGAAAAUGGUAAGCCUGUCUACACCAGCAUGGGUGAGAAAUUGCUGGCUGAUGCUUCUGUCCAAGAAUAUGGAUUUAAUUUAGUGGCCAGUAACAAGAUAGCCAUGGAUAGAAAGAUUCCUGACACACGGAUGAAUGAGUGCAAAUAUUGGCAUUAUCCUGAAGCUUCCAAACUGCCAACUGCUAGUGUGGUUAUUGUUUUUCAUAAUGAAGGUUUCUCUACUUUGAUGAGAACUGUUCAUAGUGUGAUCAACACUUCACCUCCAUCUCUUCUCAAAGAAGUUGUCAUGGUUGAUGAUAAAAGUAGUAAAGAAAAUUUACAAAAGAACCUUGAGGAUUACAUUGUAGCUAAUUUUAACAAUAAAGUCAAAUUGUACAGGAAUAAAAAACGAGAAGGCUUAAUUCAAACACGGACACGUGGGGCAAAAUAUGCAACAGGAGACGUCAUUGUGUUUUUAGAUGCACACUGUGAGUGCAAUCGCAAUUGGUUGGUACCACUUUUAGCCAGGAUUGGAUAUGACAGAACCAUCAUGGCUGUGCCUAUCGUUGAGAGUAUCAACUGGGAUGACUUCAGUUACAGUUCUGUUUACUCUGCCAACCAUUACCGAGGAAUAUUUGAAUGGGGAUUUCUCUACAAAGAAAGUUCAGUGCCAGAAACAGAACUCAAUCGCAGAAAACAUCAAAGUGAACCCUACAGAUCUCCAACUCAUGCAGGUGGGCUGUUUGCCAUGAAUAAAAAAUACUUCUUUGAACUUGGUGGCUAUGACCCAGGGUUACAAAUAUGGGGAGGGGAAAAUUUUGAACUGUCUUUCAAGAUCUGGCAAUGUGGUGGUAGUAUUGAAUGGGUACCCUGUUCCCACGUGGGACAUGUUUACAGAAAUCACAUGCCUUAUGGGUUUGGAAAUUUGGACACCAAAAUUCCUGUUAUUUUAGUGAAUUACAUGCGAGUAGUUGAAGUGUGGUUGGAUCCAGAAUACAGAAAGUAUUUCUACACUCGGGAGCCAUCUGUUGAGGGAUACCCAAUUGGAAACAUCACACAGCAGUUAAAAUUCAAGAAGGAUCACAAAUGCAAAAGCUUUCGCUGGUUCUUGGAAAAUGUUGCAACAGAAGUGUAUGAGAAAUUUCCACCACCACCCCCAAACAAAUAUUGGGGUGAGAUUAGAUUGACAAACACUUCCCAAUGUAUUGACACACACGGCCAAAGUGUGGGAGGUGGUCCCAUUGGUGUCAGUAACUGCCAUCAUCUUGGGGGUAACCAGCUGUUUCGUUUAAAUGAGAAAGGUCAGCUUGCUUUAGGGGAGAGAUGUAUUAAUGCCCAAUAUGAUACAUUACAAAUACAGUUCUGUGAUGUCCAACCUGUUGGUCCUUGGAAAUACUCAAAGAAAUUAAAGUCUAUCUUCCACAGUAACUUAAGAAAAUGUGUUGAGGCUGGAAUCAAUACAAAACUCUAUCUUCGAAAAUGUAACCCACUAAAUAAAAUGCAACAGUGGAUCUUCCAGAAAACCUGGGCCUGGAAAUAA